UCCUCACCCAUCAACACCAUACCCUUCAAGUCUCAGUUCACAACCAUGAGCAAACCAUCAGUUCUCAUCAUCGGCGGAGGCGUCUUUGGAACCUCAACUGCCUACCACCUGGCCGAAAGAGGCUUUGACCAGGUCACCGUGGUCGACCGCUUCGAGCCGCCGUCCAGAGACUCAGCCGCGACGGACCUGAACAAGGUCAUCCGCGCCGACUACCCCAACCCUCUGUACGCCAAGCUUGGCCUUGAGACCUUGGGCGUCUGGAAGGACCCCGGAUCUCUCUUCAAGGGUCUCUACAAGGAGACGGGAUGGGUCAUGGGUGGCCAUGAGGCUACCAACGGGUGGCUCGAGAACGCCAAAGAUCUGGCGCGGAGGACUAACCGUCCUGGCGUCGAGUACUUGACUGCUGAGCAGAUGAGACAGAAGUGGCCAGCCUUGAGCGGAGAGUUUCCGGGCUGGACCAACUUGUAUAGUCCUCAAGCAGGAUGGGUCCCCUCCGGUCAGGCCCUCCUCCGAAUGGCGCAAGCUGCCCAGGCAAAGGGCGCCAGGUACAUCACAGGUGACGCAGGCCACAUCAAGAAGUUGCUGUACGACCGGGACGGCACAUGCAGGGGUGCCGUGGCAGCCAAUGGCCAGCUCCAUCAAGCCGACAUGGUCGUCGUGGCAGCUGGAGCAAGCCUGCCCGCCCUGGUCGACGGCGCAAAUACGGACGUGGUGGCGCAGACUUCGGCAAUCUGUGUCAUCCAGCUUGAGCCUCAUGAGGUUGAGAAGUACAAGGACAUUCCCAUCAUCGAUGAUUUCGAGCAGGGUGAGUUUAGGUUGUUUGACUUUGCUGGGCCGACUGCUGACGAGAUAGGCAUCAUCUUUCCUCCCGAUGAGAACGGCCUUAUCAAGCUCUGCAGUGUGAGACUUGUGACCAACUACAAGAACCACGAUGUACCUGGUGCAUCUAUCCUGCACUCAGUGGGCGACUAUCCAGACGAUGGAUGCCCCAAGGAGCUGGAGGAUGAGAUCAGGCAGUUUGUGCGCGAGAUGAUUCCCGAACUGGCCGAUCGACCAUUCGUCACGACCCGACUCUGCUGGGACGGCAUGGCCAAAGACCUCAACUUCCGCAUCUGCCCUUACCCCUCAACCAAGAACCUCUACAUCGCCACGGCGGGAUCCAACCACGGCUUCAAGUUCCUCCCCGUCAUUGGCAAGUACGUGGCCGACAUGCUCGAGGGCAAGCUGGCCAAGGAGUGGACGGACCUCUGGAGCUGGCGCUUCGGCAAGGUCCCCGCCAACUUCCAGGACCCUCACCCGUUCCCCCUCCGAGACCUCUCCGAGUUGACGGGCUGGAAGGGGAGAAACGCCCCUGGCGCGGGAAAGCUUCCCUGGACGUGGAGCCGGAGUCGUCUGUGA
Messenger RNA from Fusarium keratoplasticum, 1398 nucleotides. Its product is annotated as DAO domain-containing protein. Bases 46 to 1398 code for a protein of 450 amino acids. NCBI's taxonomy places the organism in Eukaryota, Fungi, Ascomycota, Sordariomycetes, Hypocreales, Nectriaceae. Gene Ontology annotation, molecular function: saccharopine oxidase activity; sarcosine oxidase activity; flavin adenine dinucleotide binding. The transcript has 3 exons. The record is from RefSeq and is a predicted model, not a curated record.